Molecule: messenger RNA, 2573 nt
Organism: Macrobrachium nipponense
Lineage: Eukaryota; Metazoa; Arthropoda; Malacostraca; Decapoda; Palaemonidae
Gene: Sgf11
Product: ataxin-7-like protein 3
Exons: 8
Coding region: 288-1367 (359 amino acids)
Biological process (GO): positive regulation of DNA-templated transcription; regulation of transcription by RNA polymerase II
Cellular component (GO): SAGA complex; DUBm complex
Molecular function (GO): transcription coactivator activity
Source: RefSeq, a predicted model, not a curated record
GAUGGUUUUUUUGAGAUAUAUUUUCCCCCGAUUCCGCCCGAUGGUUUAUUGUUCGCUGCAAUCACUGACAUUCCACCGCAACUCGACUGAUUGUUUACAUUCUUUGGAAAUUUUGUAGGCUGUUCUUCCAGGCAUUAUCAAAUACGGUGCGCACACGUGGUCAAAGUGAAGUUUGGUCAUCCAAAAGCGGAGGUGGAGGUGCAGGGGGAGGAGGAGGAGGAGGAGGAGGAGGAGGCAGAAGGGAGAGAGGGGGAGGGAAGGGGAGUCGAGCUGGUAUAGGGAAAGGGAUGACCAAACCAAGCCACAGGGAACAGAAUUUUUUUCAGGUAACAAACACUGGCGGCUGGAUGGUCCAGGCAGGUGUUGAUAGUGAGGGGAUUCACGGGGCCAUUGAAAGAAACAUGAUUAUCUCAUCCUUUGCUUCACCUGAGACCCUAGAAAGUGUGGCUCAGAUGGUUUCUCAGGAACUUCUAGAUGAUGCCAUUCUUAAUGUUGUGUUUGAAGUGCAUCAAAGUGUGAAAACAGGAUUGAUGAUGCUGGAAUUGGGAUCUAUAGAGGAAGAACAAAAAUUUUUGCAGGUAAAUGCUGAAGGUCUAGAUGUUUUUGGACAAGCUCCCAUAAAGAAACAACAUGAGUGUGUGUGUCCUAACUGCUCACGGAACUUGGCUGCAUCAAGGUUUGCUCCCCACCUUGAAAAGUGUAUGGGAAUGGGACGUAAUUCAUCACGUAUAGCAAGUCGGCGCAUCCAAAAUUCUACCAAGGAGAACAUCAACAACAAUGGCGGAGGAAGUGAUGACGAUGAUGACGACGACUGGAUGGUUGACCGAAAACGAAAGAAGCGGGACAAAAAUUCACCAAGGAGAACAAAAAAUGCAAAAAUCAAAUCAGAGAGUGUGUCAUCUAGCAGUAGUACUACAAGCAGUAGCAGUGUUGAAACCACCUUUUCAACUGGUACAACUGAAGAGAAAAGGGCCAUGUUAAAACAGAUUUGUGGAGUGGUAUCUGAACACACCCGCAAGAUGUGCACACGAUCAGUUCGUUGUCCUCAACACACCACUGAACAGAGACGUGCAGUUAGAGAUCAGGUCCUCAAUGGAUCCAACUCAGAAACAACAACUCGUGCAGCAGAUUCAACUAGUCGUGGUUUGGGGGAUGUUGAAGAUAUUCACGUAGACAUCGAUGGCCUGGAUGAAGGGCAAUUGGCAUCUUCUUGGGAGAACGAUCACUCGGAUACCACUUCCCCCGCUGACUCUACCUCGACUAACAACUCCACUUCAUCCUUAGCAAAACGUAGUGGGAAGAAUAAGAAGAAGUCCUCUAAAUCUUCCAAGAGCUCAAAUAGCAGUCAUGGUUCAUUAUUAGACUGAUUUAGGAGUAGGUUCUUGGUUGUUUAUUUCUUUGCAUUCAAUAGUCAAGAUCCUGUUAGGCAAUUGAAUUGUGUAUGAGUUUUUGAAAUAUGAUUACUUGCAAAUCUGUACAUGAGUUAUUUUAGGCUUAUUUACUUACUACUAUGUGAUUGCAUUUAUUCAAUAUUUUAAGGUCGUUUGUCACAAUGUCGUAAAAGAAAAGUAUCUCCUGGACUGAUUGCUGAUUUGAGUUUCAUAAUGUGCCGAGAUGAAUUUGUGGUUUUUGCAGCACUCAAAUCAUUUUAGGAUCCUUUCAAGAAGUGUCCAAAAAGUAUUUAAAAGUUUGAGAGGUAAAAUCAUCAUAAUGCCAAUUCUAAUAUCUAAAUAUCUUUGAUAUUCAUGUACCAGAAUAUUGAUGAUAUUGUUUAUCACUUAUAUGCUUCCUCCUUGUAGGAAUGUAUUACAAGGUCAAGUGCAAGAAUUUCUGAGUAUUGUAUUAAAAUUUCAUAUUGGAAAGUAUCUCGGUCUGGAAUUUUUUUUAAUGUAGUUCAGGUAUGAUUUUCUCUAAGCUCUUGUGAAGACAGAGCAGUUAGGUUUGAUGCUUUAAGUGAUUCACUGAAACUAAAGUUUAAAUUAAGACUGAGUAAAGGUAAACCUUGCAGUUCUGGUUAUUUUUCCACCACUAUCAUUCUUCAUAGAACUUUAUACCUGUAUGAGUUAAGUUUUGUGCUUAUUUACUUGGUCAGAACUAUUGCUGUUAUUUAAGUUAAGAGGCUUAUUCUUGAUGCAAUAUAUAUUUGGCCCAGACUCUAGUAAGAGAAGUUUGUAUGCUUAAUUACUAGGCAAAGUUUUUAUAGACUUUGUGCUUAGACAAAUUUGUCGUGGCACAAAAGAAAGGUAAAUUAAGAUAUUUCAGUAUUGCUUUCCAGGUGAUACAGUUAACAGAAUGGGAGGUUCAGUUUAAUUAGGUCUAUUGCCAGUUCUCAAAAGGUGUGGGAUUAUUUGAUCAACUAAGUUAGAUAGUUAAUUGCAAGUAUGCUAUAAGUUUAAACUUGUAUUUUCGUUGCUUGAUAUUAGUGUAUGCUAUUUUUAUUUUUCAGUUUGUAAAAUUAAAAAAGAUUAUCUACGAACAUGUUUUGUGCAUAUUUUUCAGCAAGGACUUGCAUGCACAAACUCCUUACGGUCAUUUACAAAAGUAUAUGAAAAAUAAAUGAAUUUCCAAAGGUU